Messenger RNA from Cygnus olor (mute swan), 965 nucleotides. It is a transcript of the gene GOSR2, whose product is annotated as golgi SNAP receptor complex member 2. Lineage: Eukaryota; Metazoa; Chordata; Aves; Anseriformes; Anatidae. Gene Ontology annotation, molecular function: SNARE binding; SNAP receptor activity. Bases 110 to 748 code for a protein of 212 amino acids. Gene Ontology annotation, cellular component: Golgi apparatus; late endosome membrane; SNARE complex. The record is from RefSeq and is a predicted model, not a curated record. Gene Ontology annotation, biological process: intra-Golgi vesicle-mediated transport; vesicle fusion. The transcript has 6 exons.
ACGGCCGGCGGAAGCCGAGGGUGGCGAAGCCGGAUGCGACGUGGGCGGCGGAGCGGAGAGGAGUGGGCUGUGCCGAGCCGAGCCGAGCCGUGCCGGGCCGAGUCGUGCCAUGGAGGCACUCUACCACCAGACCAACAAACAAGUCCAUGAAGUCCAAUCUUACAUGGGACGUCUGGAAACUUCAGACAAACAGUCAGUACACUUAGUAGAAAAUGAGAUUCAAGCAAGAAUAGACAAUAUAUUCAGCAACUUGGAACGUCUGGAAAUCCUGUCUAGUAAAGAACCUCCCAAUAAGCGACAAAAUGCUAAACUCCGAGUUGACCAGCUGAAGUAUGAUGUUCAGCAUCUGCAGACAGCUCUGAGGAACUUUCAACAUCGCCGUUAUAUCCGGGAGCAGCAGGAACGACAGCGAGAAGAGUUACUAGCACGUACAUUCACUACUAAUGACUCUGACACCACCAUACCGAUCGACGAAACAUUACGGUUUAAUGAAUCCCUGCAGAAUGCCCAUCGUGGCAUGGAUGAUCUUAUUGGCAGUGGGACCAACAUCCUUCAGGGGCUGAGGGACCAGAGAGUGACAUUAAAGGGUACUCACAAGAAGAUCCUGGAUGUUGCCAACAUGUUGGGCUUAUCCAAUACUGUAAUGCGGCUGAUUGAGAAGCGAGCCUUUCAAGAUAAAUAUUUUAUGAUUGGGGGAAUGAUUUUGACUUGUGUAAUUAUGUUUCUCGUUGUGCAGUAUCUGACAUGAGCUACUAAGCUAUUGCCAGAGGAUAUCGUCUUUUGGAGCAAAAUGGACUGCCCUCCAAAAUGUGCUUUCCUCUGAGUGCUGCUUUGGAUGAGCCCCUCCUGAGAACUUCAGAGUUUACAAAUCACACUCAGACAUGUCAUGUGGAAAGCACAUAGGGGAACAAAUUUCUUUGGAGACACUGUAGUUUAAGAUGACCCUAUAAAAAUAUCCUUAGCCA